UGUGACGCGUUCCGCGCUUUCCGCCAGUCACGGUGAAAGAAGCUGCGGCUGGAGAUGGAGGUGUUCUGUCGCCUUCUUCACGACCCACCCACCCACCGACCGGACAACCGUCCGACGAAAGCUGCCGAGGCGGAGCAUGUAGAAAAAAUGAAGCCGAACAGAGUUACGCAAAAGCUUGGGAUCCAGCCUCCUUCCUUUGUCGAUAAAGUAAAUAAAAGGCAGAUGACUGGCUUUGUUCAAGACAGUGAGACUUCAAACAUUUCUUGUGAAGACUGGGGAAACCUACACUAUGAUUUGAUUCUGCACAUCUUCCAGUACUUGCCAUUGGUGGAUCGGGCUUGUGCAUCAUCCGUAUGCAGAACCUGGAAUGAAGCCUUUCACAUGCCUGAGCUAUGGAGACGGUUUGAGUUUGAAUUGAAUCAGCCAGCAACAUCCUAUUUGAAUUCCACUCACCCGGAUCUUAUCCAGCAGAUAAUCAAAAAACAUGCUGAUCAUUUGCAAUAUGUCAGUUUUAAGGUUGACAGUAGCACUGAGUCUGCAGAGGCAGCCUGUGAUAUCCUUUCACAACUGGUCAACUGUUCAGUAAAAACCCUGGGACUGAUCUCCACAGCAAGGCCUAGUUUCAUGAAUUUGUCAAAGUCACGCUUUGUAUCAGCUCUGACUGUGGUGUUUGUCAACUCCAAGUCACUGUCAUCGAUCAAGAUUAAUGAUACACCAAUAGACGAUCCAUCUCUAAAGGUUUUGGUAGCUAAUAACAGCGACACCCUGAAACUGUUGAAAAUGAGCAGUUGCCCUUAUGUUUCACCCGCAGGCAUUCUCUGUGUGGCAGACCAGUGCUAUGGCCUGAGAGAGCUGGCGCUAAACUAUUACCUUCUGAGCGAUGAGUUGCUCUUGGCCCUUUCCAGUGAAAAGCAUGUUAAUCUAGAACAACUUCGCAUCGACGUGGUGAGUGAGAACCCUGGAGAGACACAAUUUCACAGCAUAAAAAAGAGUAGCUGGGAUGCUCUCGUUAAACACUCUCCAAAAGUCAACAUCGCAAUGUACUUCUUUCUGUACGAAGAAGAGUUUGACCCAUUUUUCCAUGACGAAACCCCAGUCACACACAUCUAUUUUGGCCGUGCGGUCAGUCAGCAGAUGUUGGGUCGGAUUGGAAUGAACUGUCCGAGAUUGAUCGAACUGGUGGUCUGUGCAAAUGGUCGCCAUCCUCUGGAUGAUGAGCUGAUUUGCAUUGCAGAGCGUUGUAAGAACCUAACUGCUCUAGGUCUGGGUGAAUGUGAGGUAUCAUGCAGUGCAUUUGUAGAAUUUGUGAAGUGUUGUGGAGGACGGCUAACCCAGUUAUCCAUCAUGGAGGAAGUGCUGAUACCAGAUCAGAAAUAUAACGUGGAACAAAUCCACUGGGAGGUUUCCAAAUAUCUGGGAAGGGUAUGGUUCCCAGAUAUGAUGCCCACAUGGUAAAGUUGGUGCAUGUUAUUUAAAAUGGACAAUGAGAAACACUUUACUCUGCUUCAUCAGCAAAUAAAGCAUACUUAUAAAUACAUCUGCAUCCUAAUAAGAAUGAAUAAACUAAGAGUUGUGAAAGCCAAGAUCUGUUGGAAUGCACUUUGAGUAUGGAUUCUGAACUGACCAUGUUCGUGACUGGUUCGAACUACUUGCAGAUUUUCUCAUUUCAAAACUAAAUUGUUUUUUGUAUUUCCUUCAUUUGGCUUUUUGCUCAUGGUCUGAAAUGAUUCUCUUGAAAUGAUCCUCACUGCCCCCCGCUUCCUUCCAACUCUACGACCACAUCUUAACCCACACCCAUUACCACAGCCACGUUUGCUUUCUUGGGACUUGCCAGCACCUCCAUCUUGUACCUCAUGGAUUCCAGUUCCCUACCUCCCAGUUCGGACCCAACCCGGACUAUAGAUUCUGUCAGGCACGGAUCUCCUUCCGUGCCCUGCGUUUGACUCUGGCUACUGCCGGCACCAGCAGGAUCGUGCUUUGACUCUGCCGCAACUUCAGGCCUCACUCACCCACACCUGCAACGGACCCCAACUAUACUUCAUCCUAUGGCAGAUCCACGUUUUGAAUAAACGAUUCCUUGCCUACUUGGACUCCACCAAGGACCGUAAACUUGCCCGCUUCCAGGCCGCUCCUGCCACCGACUCUCCGCGACUCGACCGUCUGCAGGCCCCGGGCCCCAACGUUGGCCCGUGCCGCCCGCCCAAACACUACCAAGCCCAGUCCUGCGACGCCAUCUUUGCCACGAGGAGCAGCACCAACACUCACUGCCUCCCUGACCGAUCUCAGGCCCGGACCACCGAGACGUCGCCGACUUCCACAUGGCCGCUGCUGCCGAAUUUCACCGACCCACCGAUGACGCCGAACCUCGCAGCCUCACUGGGACCUCUGACUAUCGCCGCCUCACCGGGACUGCCAACCCUCGCCACCUCACCGGUACCUCCGACUAUUGCCACCUCACUGAUAACGCCGAUCCUCGCUGUCUCCCUGGGACCGCAGACCCUCGCCGCAUUACCGGCCAUCCGCUGGCCGGGACUUCCGACGCUUCGCCCGCUGACCCGGACUCCACUCCCCCGCGGGCCUCCACCAGUGACUCUACCGGCCCUCGCCAUUCCACCAUCCACUGGGUCUUUCCCUUCUCCCCUGUACCAUAUGAUCCCAGCGCCUCUCCACCCACACCAUUGUCCUCAAAUCUCCCUCCUUUCUGACCACCCACCUAUCAGACAUCGUCUCGGCCUCCGUCCACUCACCUGCCUUCCUCCGGCCCCAACCCACGGAGAGGCGACUUUUUCCAUGUCGCAUCCCUCGCGGCCUAACACCAUGGAUUGGUGCAGCCUUUCCCGGAGUCGGGCCCGGAGUUUCAGCAGCGGGCGCAGUGUGGACUUUUCAUCGCGGAGCCGGUGAGCCCUUGCCGGGGUCGCCAGAAGGCAGUGCUCUGAUCGCUGGCCCACGGACUGUUACAGCCUGAAGCCGUGGUCUGCGGAGCUUCUAGCCGCGGGCGGGGACCCCUUGCUAGGGAUGGACGGGGAAGAACUCCGAUCGACGGCCAGUGGGAGGUAUGAGGCCCCCAGAAAGCGCCGAUUUGGAACCUCCAAGCCGCGACCUUCCCAACGUCGGAGUUUCAACUAUCCCAACGUCGGAGUUUCAACCAUCCCGACGAGAGGGCCUGUACAUCAGGCCGUCCGUCGCGGCGACUACGGAGAUUAUGUCCCCGACCAAGGGUGAACAAUGGAGGAGAACUGACUGUAUUUUGUGCUUUCCAACACAGUGAAGAAUGCUGUUGUGGAUGUUUGUGUUUAAUUCUAUUGUGUAUUGUGUGUUUUUUGAUUGUACUGCUGCUGGCAAAUUCAUUUCACUGCACUUAUAUGUGUAUGUGAUGAAUAAAACUGACUGAACCCCCA
Molecule: messenger RNA, 3398 nt
Organism: Leucoraja erinaceus (little skate)
Lineage: Eukaryota; Metazoa; Chordata; Chondrichthyes; Rajiformes; Rajidae
Product: F-box/LRR-repeat protein 3-like
Exons: 5
Coding region: 55-1455 (466 amino acids)
Biological process (GO): entrainment of circadian clock by photoperiod; SCF-dependent proteasomal ubiquitin-dependent protein catabolic process; regulation of cell cycle
Cellular component (GO): nucleus; SCF ubiquitin ligase complex; cytosol
Molecular function (GO): protein binding
Source: RefSeq, a predicted model, not a curated record